AAAAUACCCUCUCUCUCUGUGGGAUUCCUAAGAUGAGCAGCAGAACCAGGAAUUUCCGUCGGCGCACCGAUGACGAUGACGAUGCCAAUGGAGAAGACACCACCGUGGCAACCACCACCACCACCACGGCCAAACCAUCUUCGAAGGAUGCCGCCGCCAAGCCCAAGAAGCAGCACCAAGGYCCCAAGCUACUCAGCUUCGCCGACGAUGAAGACGAUUCCCCAGUUCGUCCUUCCUCAAAACACUCCUCCUCCGAUAGAGAGAAGUCUCGCUUCAGCAAGUCAUCCUCUUCGUCUCACAAGAUGAUUGCCUUGAAGGACCGUCUCUCCUCCUCCUCCACAUCUUCUUCUUCUCUUCCCUCCAAUGUUCAACCUCAAGCUGGUGAAUACACCAAAGAGAAACUCCGAGAACUUCAGAAGAACACGCGCACUCUCGCCAGCUCCCGACCCCCUCCAUCCGAGCCGAAACCUCCCGCUGAGCCCGUCAUAGUCUUAAAAGGCCUUGUUAAGCCUGUAUCCGCUGAAGUCGAUAAGCAAAUUGGAGAAAACAGGAGGGGAGAUGAUGAAUUAGAAGAAGAAGAAGAAGAAGAAGAAGAAGAAGAAGAAGAACAAGUGAGAGAUAGAAGCGGGGCUUCCUUCAAGAGGGACAAGGAUGACGCUGAGAACCGGCUAGCUUCAAUGGGUAUUGGAAAAUCUAGGGAUUCUUCCAGUUCUUUGAUUCCUGAUCAAGCUACCAUUGCCGCAAUUAGGGCUAAAAGAGAACGGCUCCGGCAAUCACGUGCAGCAGCGCCUGAUUUUAUCUCUUUGGAUGGAGGUAGUAACCACGGGACGGCUGAGGGAUUGAGUGACGAGGAGCCUGAAUUUCAAGGUCGGAUUGCGAUGCUUGGUGACAGGGCAAAUGGUGCAAAAAUGGGUGUUUUUGAGAGUAUAGACGCGAGAGCAAUGGGGCCCGAUUUAAAGAAUGAUGGGGAGUUUGUGGUGGAGGAUGAUGAAGAUGAGGAGGAGAAGAUUUGGGAAGAAGAACAGUUUAGGAAGGGAUUGGGGAAAAGGGUAGAUGAUGGUUCAAGUAGGGCUAACAUUAACGUUCCGGUGGUUCAAAGUCUUCAGACUGUCCAGCAACAGGCAUUUGCUUACGCGGCGCCUGUGUACCCGCAGGCACCAGCUGCAUCUGUUGGUCCGAGCAUUGGAGGGGCAUUUGGAGUUUCACGGAGUGUGGAAGUGAURUCCAUAGCUCAGCAGGCUGAGGUUGCUAGCCAAGCUCUGAAAGAGAGUGUUAGGAGACUUAAGGAAUCUCAUGGAAGAACCAUGUCAUCAAUUUCCAGAACUGACGAGAAUUUGUCUGCAUCAUUGUUGAAUAUCACUUCUCUUGAAAAUGCUCUAUCAGCUGCUGGUGAGAAGUUCAUCUUUAUGCAAAAGCUUCGUGACUUUGUUUCUGUUAUAUGYGAGUUUUUACAGCAUAAGGCACCUUUCAUAGAGGAACUUGAAGAACAAAUGCAGAAACUUCAUGAAGAGCGUGCAUCUGCUAUCACAGAAAGAAGAAGUGCUGAUAAUGCUGAUGAGAUGAUGGAGGUAGAAACAGCUGUAGGUGCAGCAAUGUCUGUAUUAAGUAAAGGUGGCAGCACUGCUGCAAUGGUUGCUGCAGCCACAAGUGCAGCACAGGCUGCAGCAGUUGCAGCAAGAGAACAAUCAAACUUACCUGUUCAACUUGAUGAAUUUGGUAGAGAUGUGAACUUACAGAAGCGUAUGGACAUGAUGAGGAGGUCUGAGGCUAGAAAACGGAGGAAAGCCCAUUCCGAGUCAAAACGAAUGUCAUCUGUUGGAGAUGAUAGCGCCUAUCACCGCAUAGAAGGAGAAUCUAGCACUGAUGAGAGUGAUAGUGAGAGUAUGGCAUACUGUUCUAACCAUGAUUUAUUGCUGCAGACUGCUGAACAAAUAUUCAGUGAUGCAUCUGAAGAAUUUUCCCAACUUUCACUGGUCAAGGAAAAAUUUGAGAUAUGGAAGAAGUGUUAUUCAUCCAGCUACCGAGAUGCUUAUAUGUCACUAAGCGCACCUGCUAUCUUCUCUCCAUAUGUCAGGCUUGAGCUUCUAAAAUGGGACCCACUUUAUGAGGAGACUGAUUUCAAUGAUAUGCAAUGGCAUUCUCUGCUGUUCAACUAUGGGUUCCCAGAAAAUGGAGAUGACUUCAACCCAGAUGAUGAUGAUGCUAACCUUGUACCUGAACUAGUUGAAAAGGUUGCACUUCCUAUUUUGCACCAUGAAAUUGCUCAUUGCUGGGACAUGCUUAGUACAAAGGAGACAAGGAAUGCAGUUUCUGCUACAAAUUUGGUGAUUAAUUAUGUCCCAGCAUCCAGUGAGGCUCUUCGGGAAUUGUUUGCAGCUAUUCAUGACCGUCUUGCUGAUGCUGUCACUAAUCUUAAUGUUCCAACCUGGAGUGCACUUGUAAUAAAGGCUGUACCAGAUGCUGCACGAGUUGCAGCAUACCGAUUUGGGAUGUCUGUUCGUUUGCUGAGAAAUAUCUGCUUGUGGAAGGAUAUCCUAGCAUUGCCAGUUCUAGAACAGCUUGCUCUUGAUAUGCUUUUGAGUGGAAAGGUUCUCCCUCACAUGCGAAGUAUCCAAGCAAAUAUUCAUGAUGCUGUUACACGGACUGAGAGGAUCAUCUCAUCACUAAUUGGGGUUUGGGCAGGUCCUAGUGUCACUGGGGAGCGCAGCCAUAAGUUGCAACCAUUGGUGGAUUAUGUGCUGACACUUGGAAAGACACUGGAGAAAAAGCAUGUGUCUGGUGUGAAUGAGAGUGAGACUAGUGGGCUUGCUCGUCGAUUGAAAAAAAUGCUGGUUGAGCUCAACGAAUAUGACAGGGCGAGGCAAGUAUCCAGAACCUUUCAACUCAAAGAGGCACUUUAGAAACUUUUAUAUUUUUCAGUUGCAUAUUGGGACUGUGAAGAAGCCCUGGGAGGUUGGUUGAUAUGGUGGUUGGUCGAAUCCUCUCAGUGCCUUCCAACUGAAGAUGAUGGUUUAUAGUGAUCUUGUAACAGUAGUGCAAAGUACACACAUUAUUUUCUAUUUUACAAUUUUUGAAUGUAUAAUGAUGUCACUACUUCUGAUUAUCUUUUCUUUUUAAUAUCCAACUCCUCUCUUCCUUGGUGCCA
This is a messenger RNA of Nelumbo nucifera (sacred lotus), 3145 nucleotides long. RefSeq names its product GC-rich sequence DNA-binding factor-like protein. Lineage: Eukaryota; Viridiplantae; Streptophyta; Magnoliopsida; Proteales; Nelumbonaceae. Gene Ontology annotation, biological process: mRNA splicing, via spliceosome. Gene Ontology annotation, cellular component: nucleus. Gene Ontology annotation, molecular function: DNA binding. The record is from RefSeq and is a predicted model, not a curated record.